CAAGUCAAAGACAAGUUCGGGAAAAACAUCUUCUUUGUCACUGUAUCAAAAACUCCCAACUUGAAGACCAUUGUAGAGACACUGUUUGAACACUGCGGUUGUAAGGUUCCGAAGUUUCAAACCGAUGAAGAUGCAGUAAAUCGACUGGAAGUUCUGCUGAGGGUUCUUGGGAAACAUCCAAUAUUGUUGGUCUUGGAUGAUGUUUGGCCUGGCUCAGAAGACCUUGUUGAAAAGUUUAAAAUUAAGAUACCUGAUUACAAGAUUUUGGUUACUUCAAGGGUUUCAUUUCCAAGAUUUGGCACCUCAUACCAGUUGGAUAAACUUGAUCAUGUCCAUGCAGAAUCCCUUUUCCGUCACUUUGCACAGCUGAAAGACAAAAGCUCAGACAUACCUGAAAAUCUUGUCGACGAGAUAGUGAAAGGUUGCAAGGGUUCACCAUUGGCCCUUAAGGUGAUUGCUGGAUCGCUCUGUAACCAGCCUUUUGUGGUGUGGCAAAAUAUGAUGGAGCGUUUACAAGGGCAAUCCAUUCUGGAGUCUGAUAGUACUGAUUUGCUGUCUCGUCUUCAACAAAGUUUAGAUAUAUUGGAGACUAAGUUCUCCAUCAAUGAAAAGGAGUGUUUCAUGGAUCUGGGGCUAUUUCCUGAAGAUCAAAGAAUCCCUGUAGUCGCCCUCAUUGAUAUGUGGGCAGAACUGUAUAACCUUAAUGAAGAUGGUAGCAAUGCAAUGUCCAUUAUCCAUGAUUUAGUCAGCAGGAAUUUGAUUAAUUUUAUAGUUACAAGGUACAUGGCAUCUCCACCCUUCUCCCUGUUGGUCAUCUAAUACUUAAUUAUAUGAGCACAAAACAUCUUCUUACGAAUGUGGCUUUAAAAAGGGAUUAUAUGAAUCAAUCAAGCUAAUAAUGUAGGUUUCACUAGUGGACGAAUAGAUACGAUUGUCAUCACUAUCACAUAAGAAUAACAGU
Vigna umbellata (rice bean) is the source of this 961-nucleotide messenger RNA. The record is from RefSeq and is a predicted model, not a curated record. NCBI's taxonomy places the organism in Eukaryota, Viridiplantae, Streptophyta, Magnoliopsida, Fabales, Fabaceae.